CCGGGGUAGAGGUGUUGUGGGUCCGCGGCCGUCGCCAGGGUUCGUCCCGAUCGGGCACCAUGGGGGCGGAGAAGAGGCUGCUGCCGAUUAAAGAAGCCUUCCAGCUGGCGCAGCAGCCGCACCAGAACCAGGCGAAGCUGGUGGUGUCGCUGAGCCGCACCUACCGCACGAUGGAUGAUAAAACAAUUUUUCAUGAGGAGUUCAUUCAUUACCUUAAAUAUGCCAUGGUGGUCUAUAAACGUGAGCCAGCUGUGGAGAGGGUCAUUGAAUUUGCAGCAAAGUUUGUUACUUCAUUUCACCAAUCAGAUAUGGAAGAUGAUGAGGAAGAGGAAGAUGGUGGGAUUUUAAAUUAUUUGUUUACUUUCUUAUUAAAGUCUCAUGAAGCAAACAGCAAUGCAGUUAGAUUUAGAGUUUGCCAGCUCAUAAAUAAGCUCUUGGGAAGUAUGCCAGAAAAUGCCCAGAUUGAUGAUGAUUUGUUUGGUAAAAUUAAUGAAGCUAUGCUUAUUAGAUUGAAAGAUAAAAUUCCCAAUGUGAGAAUACAGGCAGUUUUGGCUCUUUCAAGACUUCAGGAUCCUAAAGAUGAUGACUGCCCAGUGGUUAAUGCGUAUGUUACUUUGAUUGAAAAUGAUUCAAAUCCAGAAGUUAGACGGGCAGUGUUGUCAUGUAUUGGACCAUCAGCCAAGACUUUGCCAAAAAUCGUGGGGAGAACCAAGGAUGUGAAAGAGGCUGUGAGAAAGCAAGCUUACCAGAUUUUAGCUGAAAAAGUUCAUAUGAGAGCAAUGUCUAUUGCUCAGAGAGUAAUGCUCCUUCAACAAGGUCUUAAUGACAGAUCAGAUGCUGUGAAGCAAGCGAUGCAGAAACAUCUUCUUCAAGGCUGGUUACGUUUCACUGAAGGAAAUAUAUUAGAGUUGCUGCAUCGACUGGAUGUGGAAAAUUCUUCAGAAGUGGCAGUGUCAGUUCUCAAUGCAUUAUUUGCAGUGACUCCUCUUAAUGAGCUGACAGAAAUCUGUAAAAAUAAUGAUGACAGGAAAUUAAUUCCAGUGGAAACAUUAACUCCUGAAAUUGCUUUGUAUUGGCGUGUCCUUUGUGAAUAUUUGAAAUCAAAAGGAGAUGAUGGUGAAGAAUAUUUAGAGCAGAUUUUGCCAGAGCCUGUAGUCUACACAGAGUAUUUACUAAGUUAUAUUCAGAGCAUUCCGGUUGUUACUGAUGAACAAAGAGGUGAUAUUUCCCACUUUGAAAAUUUGAUGACCAAAGAGUUCAUAGGUCAACAAUUGAUUCUAAUUAUCAAGUCUUUGGAUACCAAUGAAGAAGGUGGAAGAAAACGACUGCUGGCGAUUUUGCAGGAGAUUCUUACUCUUCCCACAACCUCAAUGUCACUAAUUUCUUUUCUUGUUGAGAGACUGAUCUACAUCAUUACAGAUGAUAAUAAGAGAACAGAAAUUGUUACAGAAAUUAUCUCAGAGAUUCGGGCACCCAUUGUUACUGCUGAUGUUAACAAUCCAGCCGAGGCAAGAAAGAAAGAACUCAAGAUGGCUGAAGUAAAAGUGAAACUUAUUGAAGCAAAAGAAGCUUUGGAAAAUUGUAUUACCGUACAAGAUUUUAUUCAAGCCUCCAAAUUAAAAGAAGAAAUAAAAGCUUUAGAAGAUGCCAAAAUGUGCUUGUUGAAAGAGACAGAACAACUUGAAAUUAAGGAAGUCCACAUAGAGAAGGAUGAUGCUAAAACGCUACAGAAAUGCCUGAUUUUAUGCUAUGAACUCUUGAAGCAUAUGUCCACUUCAGCAGGCCUAAGUGCAACCAUGAAUGGCCUCAUUGAAUCUUUGAUUCUUCCGGGAAUAAUGAACGUUCAUCCUAUAGUAAGAAACCUGGCUGUCUUAUGCUUGGGAUGCUGUGGAUUACAGAAUCUGGAUUUUGCAAGUAAACACUUCGUAUUACUAUUGCAGGUUUUGCAAAUUGAUGAUGUGACAGUAAAAAUAAGUGCUUUAAAGGCGAUCUUUGACCAACUGAUGACAUUUGGGAUUGAACCAUUUAAAACUAGAAAAGUCAAAACCCUUCAAAGUGAAGGUAUAGAAAUAAACUCUGGAGAGCAAGAGUCGAAAGAAACUGAAGAAGAGACUGCUACAGCCAAGAAUGUUUUGAAACUUCUUUCUGAUUUCUUAGACAGUGAGGUGUCUGAGCUCAGGACUGGAGCUGCGGAAGGCCUGGCCAAGCUGAUGUUCUCUGGACUUCUGGCCAGCAGCACAAUUCUCUCCCGACUUGUCUUGCUGUGGUACAAUCCUGUCACUGAGGACGACGUUCGGCUGCGACACUGCCUGGGCGUGUUCUUCCCCGUGUUUGCUUAUGCGAGCAGGGCGAAUCAGGAAUGCUUUGAAGAAGCCUUUCUUCCAACUCUACAAACACUUGCCAAAGCUCCUGCAUCUUCACCUUUAGCUGAAAUAGAUAUCACCAAUGUUGCUGAGUUACUUGUAGACUUAACAAGACCAAGUGGAUUAAAUCCUAAGGCCAAGAAUUCCCAGGAUUACCAGGCCUUAACAGUUCAUGACAAUUUGGCUAUAAAAAUUUGCAAUGAGAUCUUAACAUGUCCAUGUUCUCCAGAAAUUCGGGUGUAUACAAAGGCUUUGAAUUCUUUAGAGCUCAGUAGCAGUCUUGCGAAUGAUCUUCUGGUUCUAUUAAAUGAGAUUCUGGAGCAAGUAAAAGAUAGGACAUGUCUGAGAGCUCUAGAGAAAAUCAAGAUUCAGUUAGAAAAAGGAAGUACAGAAUGUGGUGAUCAAACUGUAGCCGGAGAAGACGCCAGUACCAAUGUCACUGUUCCUCAGAAUGAAGAUGAAAAGAAUAAAGAAGCAUAUAUGACUCCUUUCAGGAAUAUAAAAACAACCCAAGCAUCGAAAUCUACUCAGCAAAAGACUAACAGAGGGCGGAGAAAGGUAGCAGCUUCAGCUAGGAAGAACAGGAGACGUCAGACUACUGAGGCUGACUCUGAAAGUGAUCAUGAUGUUCCAGAGCCAGAAUCGGAAAUGAAGAUGAGAUUACCAAGACGAGCCAAAACAGCAGCACUAGAAAAAAGUAAACUUAACCUUGCUCAGUUUCUCAAUGAAGAUGUAAGUUAGGAGAAGAGAUGGAGGUGUGGAGUCCUUUUUCAAAUGUCCUUUAAAAUUGUGUUUGGUUCUUGCUUCAAUAAAGUUACCCUUGUGUCAAACUC
Messenger RNA from Condylura cristata (star-nosed mole), 3196 nucleotides. RefSeq names its product non-SMC condensin I complex, subunit G (gene NCAPG). Gene Ontology annotation, cellular component: condensed chromosome; cytoplasm; condensin complex. The record is from RefSeq and is a predicted model, not a curated record. Gene Ontology annotation, biological process: mitotic chromosome condensation. The coding region runs from base 60 to 3104 and encodes 1014 amino acids. NCBI's taxonomy places the organism in Eukaryota, Metazoa, Chordata, Mammalia, Eulipotyphla, Talpidae. The transcript has 21 exons.